This is a messenger RNA of Pyricularia oryzae 70-15, 660 nucleotides long. RefSeq lists its product as uncharacterized. Lineage: Eukaryota; Fungi; Ascomycota; Sordariomycetes; Magnaporthales; Pyriculariaceae. The transcript is spliced from 2 exons. The record is from RefSeq and is a predicted model, not a curated record. Bases 154 to 534 code for a protein of 126 amino acids.
CGUGCAGCGAGCUGGGGUAAGGUCGACAAAAGACGCCGCCCGAUUCAUUGCGUUUUUUUUGAAAAAGGCGGCUUCAAACAAGGCAACGACGUCCAAAAAGGCAAAAACCUACCCAACGGCCACCGCUACACAACACAACACAAAGCAGUCGCAAUGGCCUCCACGACAACGACGACCAUCACGACGCCCGCUAGCGUAUCAGAAGUGCUCGUCGACUACAGCCUGCACCAUUCCGACAGCACUCCCGCCGCCGCCAAGGAGGAAGGACAGCAGACCGCGACGGCGAGCAGCAGUGACACCAGCAACCCGCCAGGCUAUGGGGCGCAGUAUCGCCGGGUGCCUGCGCACCGGCCGAUAAACAGGCGGCUGGAUCAGAGCCAGCGCGCCGUCUAUCAAAACGGCGGCGAGCGCGUGUUUAUCACCGUCAUGUUUGGUGGACUUUUUAUCAACUCUACGGCGGCCAAAUUGUGGAACGCGACAUUGGGGAGGGUUAACCCAGGCAUCUUUAGGUAUCCCGUGGGCGGCGAGAUGUGACCAGGGGGGAAGAUGUCAAUAUCAAGAUGCUGUAUCAUUUAUUUUCUUGGGUUUAUUACGACAGUGAAACAUCAGCUCAUGCAAACGGAAAACGAUAAAAAAUGCAUCAUUUAUUCCAGCCUUGAA